CACAAAAUAAGGAAUUUAUCGACCUUUUGUCGUUUAAGCCUUAAAAGCGGCACUGAUUGAAAGUGAAACAAAAUUAUCACAUUUUUUUCGAAAAUUACUGGAUAAGGAAUCAUAAUACCAUUCGUAAUAUAACAUUAUGAUAGAUGGAAAUCAUUACGAUGGUGGAUACAUGGAGCCAGAAGAAGAGUGGGAGAGAGAAGGUUUAUUAGAUCCUGCUUGGGAAAAACAACAAAGAAAGACAUUCACUGCUUGGUGUAAUUCCCACCUGCGAAAAGCGGGAACGCAGAUAGAGAGCAUAGAAGAAGACUUCAGGAACGGUCUCAGGCUAAUGCUAUUGCUGGAAGUGAUAUCGGGUGAACAGCUACCCAAACCUGACCGGGGCAAGAUGAGGUUCCACAAAAUCGCCAACGUUAACAAGGCCCUCAAAUUUAUCGAGCUUAAAGGUGUCAAAUUGGUCUCCAUCGGGGCCGAAGAAAUCGUUGACGGCAACCUCAAAAUGACUCUAGGAAUGAUUUGGACUAUCAUCUUGCGUUUCGCUAUUCAAGAUAUCACUAUAGAAGAAAUGACUGCCAAAGACGGUCUAUUGCUAUGGUGUCAGCGUAAAACUGCCCCCUACAAAAACGUCAACGUUCAAAAUUUCCAUAUGAGUUUCAAAGACGGUUUAGCUUUUUGUGCCUUAAUUCAUAGGCACAGACCCGAACUCAUCGAUUACGGAAAAUUGUCCAAAGAAGAUCCUUGGACCAAUUUAAAUACCGCUUUCGAUGUGGCGGAAAAGCAUCUGGAUAUCCCUAAAAUGCUUGACCCCGAAGAUAUUAUAAACGCUCCCCGACUCGACGAGAAAGCGGUCAUGACUUACAUAUCAUCUUAUUACCACGCUUUUUCGGGCGCGCAAAAAGCUGAAACCGCCGCUAAUAGGAUAUGCAAGGUUCUGAAAGUUAACAAGGACAACGAACAAUAUAUGAACGAAUACGAAGGUCUCUCUAGCGACCUACUAGAAUGGAUAAAACAUAUUAUACCAUGGCUGGAGGAUAAGAAUUUGUAUGGGAAGGAUGGACUCACCUUUCCUGGUGACGACCACUUAAACUCCAAAGCUUUAGAUCGGGUGCGAGAUAAACUCGAGGAGUUUAGGGAUUACCGGAGACACAAAAAACCACCCAGGAUUGAGCAGAAGGCUACUCUAGAAACGUUAUUUAACACUCUCCAGACCAAGCUAAGGCUCAAUAACAGGCCCGCUUAUAUACCCAGUGCUGGAAAAACAGUCGUAGAAAUAUCGAAAGCCUGGAACAUACUGGAAACGGCCGAAAAGGGCUUCGAGGAAUGGCUGCUGAGCGAACUCAUGAGACUGGAAAGAUUGAGUCACCUAGUCAAGAAAUUCAACCACAAAAGUGCCAUCCACGAGGAAUGGUGGAAGACAAAUCAGCACAGAAGCGGACCCGACUCCAUUCCCCUCAAGACACUCAAACUAUACGAAAUCAAAGCAUUAAAAAAGAAACACGAAGCAUUCGAAAACGAUUUAGCCGUCCACCAGGAAAGGAUUGAACAGAUCAUAUCCAUAGCUCAAGAAUUGAACUCGUUAAACUAUUUCGACACCCCGUCUAUCAACUCCAGGUGUCAAGUAAUUUGCGAUAAAUGGGACAGUCUCGGUACAAUCACUCAGGAUAGGAGGAAAACACUCAAUAAGAUCGAAGAAUUCCUCGAAAAUGUGGACCAACUCUAUCUCGAGCUGGCCAAAAAAAUGGCCCCGUUCAAUAAUUGGCUCGACGGUGCUUGCGAAGAUUUAGUUGAUAUGCUAUUCGUACAUACCGUGGAAGAAUUGCAAAGCUUGAUUGAUGCCCACGAGCAUUUCAAGAACAACCUAUCAGACGCUGGAAAAGAGUGUGCUUCUAUAAUGCAAAUGUGGGAGAAUAUUUGUCAGUUAACGGGUUCCGAUCAAUUCAUCUCCACCCAAAAUCCGUAUUCUACCGUUAACCCAAAUUCUAUAAAGGAAAAAUGGGAGGAAGUCAAAAGAUUGGUGCCUGGUCGAGAUAACGUUCUUCAACAAGAACUUCUCAAGCAACAGAUGCACCAAAAGCUUAGGAUCCAAUUCGCCGAGAAGGCCAACAGUGUGGGGCCUUGGUUAGAGCAUCAACUCGAUUCCGUGACCAAUUUAGCGUUGCAAACUCACGUUUCGUUGGAAGAGCAAUUGACCAAGUUGCACAGUGUUCAACAAGCCUUGCAGCUCUACAAGCCAAACAUAGAAGAAUUGGAAAAAUAUAAUCAGGAAGUCCAAGAAGCCAUGAUAUUCGAAAAUCGUUAUACCAGGUACACCAUGGAAACUAUAAGAGUUGGGUGGGAACAGCUUUUAACGUCCUUGUCUAGGCAUAUCAACGAAGUCGAAAAUCAGAUUUUAACCAGGGAUUCUAAAGGAAUAAGCCAAGAACAGCUCAACGAAUUCAGAAUGUCUUUUGUUCACUUCGAUAAAAACAAAAACGGCAUGUUGGAUCCAAAAGAUUUUAAAUCUUGCCUCAUCUCCCUAGGCUACAAUAUCCGGGAGGAUAAACAAGGUGAUCUGGAGUUUAAACGUAUAAUGGGUGUGGUUGACCCGAAUGGAACAGGUCACGUAAGUUUCGAGUCAUUUCUAGACUUUAUGACGAGGGAAAAUACUGAUACAGAUACAUCGGAUCAAAUAAUAGCCUCGUUUAAAACGCUUGCCGGGGAUAAACCUUAUAUAACUUCCGACGAUUUAAAACGUGAACUACCACCCGAUUACGCCGAAUACUGUCUUAAGCGAAUGAGCACCUACAAAGGCCCCAUGCCCAAUCUAUCUUCGGCUAACACUGCCAAUCACAACAAAGGAACUCUUUUGUAUGAUUAUCAUUCCUUUUCAGCGUCCCUGUAUGGAGAGACCGAUUUAUAAAUUUGAAUCUCGAAAAACGAAAAUAACGGUAUCCUUUGAACCUGAAAGGCAGGCAAUGCACUCUGUCGAUAUUCAACACUCACUUUAUCACGGCUGAAUUAUAGAAUAAUUCAUACUUACACAUAUAUACUUAUAAUAUAAUACUUAAUGUUAGGUAUCUAAACAAAAAUCUUUUUUUUAUUUUGUAAAAUAAAUUAAUUUUACAAAUAUUUGAUUAUUUGUCCCUUGGAAAUUCCUAUUUGAAGCUAGCUUUGUUUGGGGUUUUUUUUUAUUUUAAAUUUUCGUUCAUCCUUCAGCAAAAAAAAAAUCAAAUCAAAUUUUUCUUUUAUAAAAAUUAUUUUUUAUCCAGAUGAGAAUCGAAUCUUUACUAAGUUUAGGAUUCAUUUAAAUCUACAAGAAAUUUUUUUUAAAUUAUAUUACGAUGACAGUAUUGAUAAACUAUUUUUGCCAAUCCCAAAGCGUUUUCCCAGAUCCAUAAUAUCUGAAAAAAAAAAUAUAUAUUAUAUAACUUUGACCGAAUUUAGAGGGAAAAAAAAUUCAUUUGAUUUGAAUUCAAUCUUUUUUGACAAAUAUUUAUUAUAAAAU
Gordionus sp. m RMFG-2023 is the source of this 3481-nucleotide messenger RNA. RefSeq names its product alpha-actinin-like. Gene Ontology annotation, cellular component: cell junction; cortical actin cytoskeleton; Z disc. Gene Ontology annotation, molecular function: actin filament binding; calcium ion binding. The record is from RefSeq and is a predicted model, not a curated record. The coding region runs from base 137 to 2896 and encodes 919 amino acids. The transcript is spliced from 22 exons. Gene Ontology annotation, biological process: actin cytoskeleton organization; muscle cell development. NCBI's taxonomy places the organism in Eukaryota, Metazoa, Nematomorpha, Gordioida, Chordodea, Parachordodidae.